ACGAAAAUUAAAUUCAAAGAUUUUCUCAGUUUUGUACAAACAAAAUCUCUUCGUUUGAACUCAAAUGUUCGAAAAAAUUGUGCCCAAUUAUGUAGAUAUCCCCAAGAGGAUAAGAAAAGUGAAAACAAAAAGAAAUUUUUUAUAGUUUAUCAUGGAAAAUAAAGUGGAGAGUCCAGAUUACCAAAUGAUGGAUAUUUCUGAGACAAUAACAACAACAGAUAAUAUCUCUACUUCCUCAGCAUCGCCAACAAUCUCGAAUCAAGCUGAUAAUGAUAUCAACAAUCUCGAUGAAAAGAGCAGUAGAAACGAAGCUUUUUAUGAUACAAUAAGUAAAAAUAUGAACUCCAUUCAACUGACGACAAACAGUGUACAGGAUUAUGAUAAGCAAAAUAUGGCAAAUCGCAAUAAUUUAACCUUAGACACAAAUGAACAACAGAUCCAGCCGCAAAAGCUUACUCCUGUACGCAACCAUCCACUGAUGUUCGAAGACGAGAAUGCAUCUGAUGAUGCAUGCAUAGUUAAUGCAACAAACGAUGUAAGCAACUUCCCCGAUGUUAUUUUAUCUCAUCAUCAGCAAUCUCAUCACUUGGCGCAAUCAGCUUCAAAAUCCAUUGCAACAUCUGAUCUCGUUAAUUCUGUAAAUAAUAAUGGAGUAAAAAGCAGAAAACCCAUGUAUCGGGAGCCAAGCCCUUUGUUGUUGGGAUGUUCUGACGCAACUCGCCGUGGGAAAUAUGCAUUGAUACAGCAGCAGCUUGUUAAAGAAUAUACAAAGUUGAAAGAGCUUCAGAAAACAUUAUCAGGAAUAACAAUGGACCUUCAAAGUAUGCCAAUACAAAAAGCUCAAAAUUAUCAUCAACCACCCCCGUAUAGCAGCCAUUUAAAUCAAAAUGCAAUGAGCCAUGAUUCGCCCACGAAAGAUUUCUGGUUCGGAACACCGAAAGUUGUUGAACAAAAAGCAUAUCACGAUCCUGAUCGUUGGUCACCACCUCCGGGACCUUCGAGAUUUCAAAAACCUUCAAAGCCUAACUCUAAAAAUGAUCCUAAAAAACCUGCAGGAAAACCAGGCAGCAGCAGAGGACGAUCAUCUGGAAUGCCUAGUGAUGUAAAAGGAAGAGUUGGUAACGCCAAACCAGGAACAAGAAAAACAAUUUCAUCAGCAUCAACUAACAAAGAUGGUGACAAAAAUGACAAAAAAGAUGAAACCGAAAAUGAUGACGAAGGUCAAGAAGAAUCAGAAAAGAAAUUCGAGCCAUCAAGUCAUGGCGACGUUGAUCUUGUUGAUAUGCUUGAACGUGAUAUCCUUCAAAAGAAUCCAAACAUUCAUUGGGACGAUAUCGCUGACUUGCAUGAAGCGAAACGAUUACUUGAAGAAGCGGUCGUACUUCCCAUGUGGAUGCCGGAUUACUUCAAAGGAAUUCGUCGACCAUGGAAAGGUGUCUUGAUGGUUGGCCCACCUGGUACAGGAAAGACAAUGUUAGCGAAAGCAGUUGCAACUGAAUGUGGAACAACUUUCUUUAAUGUUUCGUCAAGUACUUUAACUUCGAAAUAUCGCGGCGACAGUGAGAAGCUCGUAAGAUUAUUGUUUGAAAUGGCACGAUUUUACGCUCCAUCAACAAUCUUCAUCGAUGAGAUUGAUUCUCUUUGUUCAGCCCGUGGCGGAGCGACAGAACAUGAAGCAAGUCGUCGUGUAAAGUCGGAGUUGCUUGUUCAAAUGGAUGGUGUGAACACGGAAGAUAAAGUUGUGAUGGUUCUUGCUGCGACAAACUUCCCUUGGGAGAUUGACGAAGCCUUGAGACGUCGAUUGGAGAAGCGAAUUUAUAUUCCACUUCCUAACAACGAAGGUCGCGUUGCUCUUCUCAAAAUAAACUUACGAGAAGUUAAAGUUGAUCCGACUGUUGAUCUUGAAGUGAUUGCUAAUCAAUUGAAAGGCUACUCGGGAGCUGACAUAACAAAUGUUUGUCGUGAUGCUGCAAUGAUGUCAUUAAGAAAGAAAAUUGUCGGCUUGAAACCAGAACAAAUAAAACUUUUGGCGAAAGAUGAAAUUGAUCUUCCAGUUAGCAGACAAGACUUUCUUGAAGCCAUCGGUAAAUGCAACAAAAGUGAUCUCAACGACUUCUUAAGUGAUUCCGAACCGGAUCUGUCACAAUAUCAGGCAGAAGUUUGUGCAUCCUUUCAAACCGUUGCUCUUGUGAGCACAAAUUCCACUCAACUAUCGUCACGUCUUCAACAAUCCUCUUCAUCACCUAAGUUCCUGAAUCUAGAACAUAAUCGAAGAAAGAUUCCAUUAUCUGAUGACUUAAGAGUUAAUGAUGAUUCAUCGCCGGAAGAACUGAGUUUUCGUGCUGACAAUUUUGCCGACGAUGAUGAUGAAGACUAUGCCGACAAUGAACCUUUAAAAAUUCAAAAUCUUUCUUCCUGUGACAAUAAAACUACAGCAAUUAAUGGUAAUUUGCGUAAAAGUACAAAUUCUGAUGGUAAACAAUUUUUAACAAUCAAUUUAAAUGAAUGCAUACCGGAAUAUUCAGCAGCAGAAGAGAAUAGAAAUGUAAGGAAUUUUCAGCUUAUCACGUUGCCUGAUGGGAAAACAAGGGAAAUUGAUAUGAAAGUCAUUGAGCCUUACAAACGGAUUUUAUCACAUGGUGGAUAUUUAAAAGCAGGCGGACAUAACGCCAUCGUUGUCUUUAGUGCUUGUCAUCUACCUGAUAGAUCUCGAGCCGAUUAUAAUUAUGUGAUGAACAAUUUGUUUUAUUACGUUGUUAAAACACUUGAGCAGCUAGUGACGGAAGACUACGUUCUUGUUUAUCUUCAUGGCGCCUCAAAUCGUAAAAAUUCUCCGCCUUUUCCUUGGCUUAAGAAAUGCUAUCAACUGCUUGAUCGUCGCCUUAGAAAAUCAUUGAAGAAUUGUUACAUUGUUCAUCCAACAUUUUGGUUGAAGUCAUUGAUUUGGAUGACACGACCGUUCAUCAGCGCAAAGUUUUGGAGGAAAAUGGUUUACGUUCCUUCACUUGAAGAGCUUUACACACUCGUUCCAGUCGAAAGAAAUUCCAUUCCCGAUAAAGUUUUGAGUUUCAAUGCAACAAUUAUUGCAAUGGAGCUUAAUGAAUAUCUAGAAGCAAAGCGGAAUUAUGAAAAUGACGGAUAUAAUGUUAUUUGGAUUUUUGAUAAAUCCUUCGUCCUCAAAAACAAAGAACUUUACUCCAAGAAACUUACAACUUUUGAAAUGCAUCUUGACAACAUUGAGGCACAUCCUCCGAAGAAAAUCGGCGACUUUCUAAUGUGCAGUUAUAGAAACAAUAAACUGACAGAGAACGAUGAAAGUAUGAAAAUGAUUCAUGCUGCAACAAGUGAAGGAUUUAGUAGAGAGCAGUUAGUUUACAUUGGCAAAGAUGAAUUUGGUGCAUCAUUGAAACAGAAGCAUGAAAUAUUUUUAAAUGCAUUUAAGAAAAUGCUACAAAACAAGAACAUGAUUCCAGAUCGAUCACUAAUAAUUUUAAACAAUGAGCAUAAAAGAAUUAUUAAAAACUCUGAAAUACCAGAAGGAAAAACAAAGGAGAGAAAAAGGCUCAUGGCUGCAAAUGCGAAGGGCCAAACGACUAUCCACAAUUUCUUUUCUUCAAAAAAAUUCUCCCAAGUAAAUCCAGUUAAGAAAGUUAUGAGAAGAUAUAAAAGUCCUCUUGAAUUUAUUACACAGAUGCUCCGAGGUGAUGAAGUCAAAAUUCUCUUCCUGCCAGUUUCACAUUAUGAACUUGAUGCGACAGAAUUCGUUUCUGUGUUUCUUCUCAACGAGAUUGGAAGAAGAUUUGACAUUCAAGAUGAUGAUGACACUAAAGACAAAGUGAUAAAAGCAGUGGAUCGCUUGCCAGAUCAAGUUUGGACCAAAGCUUGUGAUUAUAUCAAAGACGUUGAAAAAAUUUAUUUGGAGGAAAUCCCUGGAAUAAAAAUUAAAAAAGAAGAAACACUUGACAUUAAAAAAGAAAAAACUAAUGAGAAAUUGACAUGUUAAGCCUUAAAUUAACAAAUNAUU
Molecule: messenger RNA, 4024 nt
Organism: Clunio marinus
Lineage: Eukaryota; Metazoa; Arthropoda; Insecta; Diptera; Chironomidae
Source: the annotation of a GenBank genome assembly